This is a messenger RNA of Striga hermonthica, 801 nucleotides long. The record is from the annotation of a GenBank genome assembly. Lineage: Eukaryota; Viridiplantae; Streptophyta; Magnoliopsida; Lamiales; Orobanchaceae.
AUGGGUUUUGAUGAUAUAUGCAAUACCGGUCUGGUUCUAGGACUUGGAUUCUCUACCGGAGAAUACAAGUCCAAGAAGCCAGCAGGCCAGAAGCUCGAAUACGAGCCGUCGCUCACUCUCAGCUUAUCCGGCGAUCUGCCCAAAAAGCCCUCCGUUUCCGAUCAGAAUCACGGCAAGAUCGCCGCCUUUUCCGGCGAGGAUCAGCUGUACGGGCAGGACAGCGCGGCGUCGUCGUUCUCUAACGUGAGCAGCGUGAAGAGAGAGAGGGAGCCGGGAAGCGAGGAGGUGGAGAGGGAGAGGGCGAUCUCGUCCAGGGCUAGCGACGACGACGAUGAUGGAUCUAAUGGCCGGAAAAAGCUCAGGCUCAGUAAGGCUCAAUCGGCUCUUUUGGAGGAAAGCUUCAAGCUGCACAGUACUCUCAAUCCUAAACAAAAGCAGGAUUUGGCUAAGGAGUUGAAGCUUAGGCCACGGCAGGUGGAAGUUUGGUUUCAGAACCGGAGAGCCAGAACAAAGCUGAAGCAAACAGAGGUGGACUGCGAGUUUCUGAAGAAAUGCUGUGAGACGCUGACGGAUGAGAACCGGCGGCUGCAGAAGGAGCUUCAAGAGCUGAAGGCUAUGAAAUUGGCUCAGCCGCUCUACAUGCAGCUUCCGGCUGCCACGCUCACUAUGUGCCCUUCAUGUGAAAGGAUCGGCGGCGGCAGCAGCGGCGGCUCGGAACACGCGGCUAAGACAACCGCCUUUGUUAUGGCUCCUAAGCCGCACCUCUACAACCCCUUCACAAAUUCGUCGGCGGCUUGUUAG